AUGUUGCUAACUGUGCCCUUUGUGAGACCCACCAUGUCCACGGGAGAAAUGAGCAGAGGUCACACAGUUCUGGAAUGUCAGACUGUUGAUAAGACAGUCACCACUUUAUUUAUCACUUUAAUUCUGCUGUGCCUGGUGGCAGUGGUAGGCAAUGGAUCUAUCAUUAUAGCCCUGGGCAUGAAAUGGUUGCUCCGGAGAACACUGUCAGCUCAUAAUAUGUUGCUGAUCAGUCUAGCAGCUGGUCGCUUCUGUCUGCAAUGGGUGGUGAUAGGUAAGAAUAUUUAUGUUUUCCUGAAUCCAACCGUCUUCCCAUACAACGCUGUAAUUCAGCUCCUAAAUAUAAUGUGGGACUUCCUGACUGCUGUAACCAUCUGGUUCUGCUCCUUGCUAGGCUUCUUCUAUUGUGUGAAGAUUUCAACCUUAACCCACCCUGUCUUUGUCUGGCUAAAGUUCAAGGUGCCUGGGUGGGUACCAUGGAUGCUACUCAGUGCUGUGGGCAUGUCGAGCCUAACUAGUAUCCUGUGUUUCAUAGGCAAUUAUCUGAUAUAUAAGAACUUUCUAAAGAGUGACCAACAACCUUGGAAUGUCACGGGGAAUAGCUUAAGAGUCUCAUUAGAGAAAUUCUACUUCUUUUACGUAAAGAUGAUUAUGUGGACAAUCCCUACUGCUAUCUUUAGCAUUUUCAUGAUUUUGCUCCUCGUAUCUUUGAUGAAACACACAAAGAAGACUCUUUUGACCUCGGGACUUCGGGAUGUUAGAGCACAGGCCCACGUGAAAGCUCUCCUCAUCCUCCUCUCCUUCAUCAUCCUUUUCAUCUCCUGUUUUCUUACCCUGAUACUUAGUUCUGACAGCAGUACACUCUUUCAGGAAUUCAGGUACUGGGUGUGGCAGGUGGUGGUUCAUCUGUGCACAGUGAUACACCCCAUUGUCAUUCUCUUCAGCAACCCUGGGUUGAAGGUAGCGGUGAAGAGGAGAUGCUGCUGA
Molecule: messenger RNA, 984 nt
Organism: Microtus oregoni (creeping vole)
Lineage: Eukaryota; Metazoa; Chordata; Mammalia; Rodentia; Cricetidae
Gene: Tas2r60
Product: taste 2 receptor member 60
Exons: 2
Coding region: 1-984 (327 amino acids)
Biological process (GO): G protein-coupled receptor signaling pathway; sensory perception of taste; detection of chemical stimulus involved in sensory perception of bitter taste
Cellular component (GO): membrane
Molecular function (GO): bitter taste receptor activity; G protein-coupled receptor activity
Source: RefSeq, a predicted model, not a curated record